Molecule: messenger RNA, 3600 nt
Organism: Dovyalis caffra
Lineage: Eukaryota; Viridiplantae; Streptophyta; Magnoliopsida; Malpighiales; Salicaceae
Source: the annotation of a GenBank genome assembly
AUGGAGGGGAGUAAAAGCUUGAUAAAGUUGGUCUUUUCUUGGUCUGUUCAAGAUGUUCUUAAUCAAGACCUCUAUAAGAACAAGGUGAGGAAAAUUCUGAACACAUUCCCGUCAGUCACUCUCUAUAGGAACUCAUUUAUUCCCCCACUCAUCGAGGAAACUCGUGCUGAUUUGUGUUCAAGCUUGAUGGCGGUAUCAUUGGCACCAGCAUGUGAAAUAUUGUACAUUGAGAAGUCUGGGGAUUACAAGGAGCCUGAUGAUUUGAUAUAUGAUGUUGGAGUGAAUAAAAUUAGCGAUGCUGAAAAUGAGAAGGAAGUGUACGUGCCUGAGAAUGGAGAUCUCCUUGUGUUGGCAGAGGUAUGGCCGAAAUGCAUUGAUGAUUUGAGCUGGUCUAGUGGAUCAUAUAAGAUUGCUUUAGUUCAAAGGAAAAAAAGAUUUGAACAUGAAGAUUAUGAUGAGAUUCAAAUUUUAUCAUCAAAGGCCAUCGAAGAGCAAGACAUGCAGAAACGUAAUGAGCAAAAGACUCGUUUUGCUGUUUUUCUAACAAACAUAAAAACAAACGUUCGAAUAUGGAAGGCACUGAACCUGCUAGGAGAAGGGAACAUGGACAUCAUUAAACAAGUGCUGCAAACUGAUUCCACUGCGGUAGACAAUUGUGCCAGCUGCUUCAUUCGAGAAAAGCACAACAUUGAUGCAUCAACUUUAGGUGCAUAUAUUCGCUCUUUUGAUCUAAAUGCUUCCCAAGAAGAAGCAGUUUUAACUUGUAUAUGUGCGAGGGAAUGCUGUCAUCAGAAUUUGGUCAAACUAAUAUGGGGUCCUCCUGGGACAGGAAAAACAAAAACUGUAGGUGCAUUAUUAUUUGCAUUUUUCAAAAGGAAAUGCAGAACACUUAGUUGUGCCCCAACUAAUGUGGCAGUGUUAGAAGUUACUUCACGGCUUCUGAAUUUGCUAAUCCCAAAGCUUGAAUAUAAGACUUAUGGUCUUGGAGAUAUUAUCUUAUUUGGGAAUGGUGAGCGGAUGAAGAUUUGUAACCGUGAUGACCUUCUUGAUGUAUUUCUCGACUAUCGUGCUCAUAUACUUUCCGAUUGUUUUGCACCUUCAUCUGGGUGGAAUUAUCUCGUAAGAUUGAUGAUAUGCUUGCUUGAAGAUCCUGGCAAGCUUUACCAUGAGUACUUGGAAAAACAAGCCAAUAGAAAGAAAGACAAAAAUUUCAAAGCACAAGAGAAGAGAAUUCUUGGAAAUGAGAAGCUUCAAAACAAUGAAGAAAAACAGGAUGUUGUCGAUGCUAAAGAAUCCAGAAACCAAAAUAACAACUUUUCUUGGAGGAAAGUUAUUUUGCAAACCUUAGAAGAAAGCAAGAAGACAUGGAAGGAGAAAUCUUGUCGUAGGAAGGAAAGCCGCAUGAGGCACAGCAGAAAAGAGGACAAAGUUCCUCUUUCUCAAAAUCAUGAAAUUGAAGGAUUGACAUUUGAGGAGUUUGUAAACUGUAAAUUUAAUGACUGCAAAGAUCAGAUGCGGAUGCAUGUUGUAAUCAUGCAUACUCACUUGCCAACCUCUGUCAUUUCUCCAAGAGUGGUAAAAAUGAUGGUUGAAUUCCUUGAGUCUCUUGAACUGCUUGAUUCUUUAUUACAUGCCGCUGAUGAAGGUUUAGGUCAUGCCUGCAACCAACCUAUGGAUGAAAUUAACGGAAUUGGCUUUUCUAAGCAGUUGAAGCUGGAAGAGGCUAGAAAACAUUGCCUUCAAAUACUCAAAUUGCUCCUCAGUAAAUUUACUCUUCCAGACAUUUCUGGGAAGUCUAAAAUCAAACAUUUCUGUUUAGAAAAUGCUCGCUUGAUAUUUUGCACUGCUUCAAGCUCUGCUAAGUUGUAUGCAGAGGAUAUGUUACGAUUGAGUUUGGAAGUGUUGAUUUUAGAUGAAGCAGCCCAACUGAAAGAGUGUGAAUCAACUAUUCCUUUACAAUUUCCUGGUGUGCGUCAUGCUAUCCUUGUUGGGGAUGAGUGCCAGUUGCCUGCAAUGGUUCAAAGCAAGACUUCUGAGAAGGCUGAAUUUGGAAGAAGUUUAUUCCAAAGACUGGCACAAAUGGGACACAAAAAGCACCUUCUGAAUGUUCAGUAUAGAAUGCAUCCAUCAAUAAGCUUGUUUCCAAAUGUAGAGUUCUAUGGAAAGCAGAUUAUUGAUGCUCCACUUAUUAAAGAAAGAAGUUAUAGAAAGUGUCUUCUUCAAGGAAAAAUGUAUGGCAGCUAUUCUUUCAUAAAUGUGGCCUAUGGACAUGAAGAGGUUGAUGGUGGGAAAAGCCGAAAAAAUGUGGUAGAGGUAGCCGUCGUCUCUGAAAUAAUUGCAAAACUUUUUAAAGAAUCAGUUUUGAUGAAAGAGAGAUUAAGCAUUGGUGUUAUAUCACCUUACAAUGCUCAGGUUUCUGCCAUUCAGGAGAAACUUGGAAAGACAUUAAGUAGAGGUUCUGGCAGUGGUUUCUCUGUCAGCGUGCGCUCUGUUGAUGGGUUUCAAGGUGGCGAGGAAGAUAUCAUAGUAAUCUCCACUGUCAGAUGUGAUCUGAUGGGUUUGGUGGGGUUCCUUUCCAGUCCGCAGAGAACAAAUGUGGCUUUGACGCGUGCAAGGUAUUGCCUCUGGAUUGUGGGAAAUGGAGUAACUUUAGGUAAUAGUAAUUCUGUUUGGGAGAGAUUGGUCAUUGAUGCCAAAACUCGGGGACUUUUUUAUAAUGCUGAUGAGGAUGAGAGUUUGGCUCAGGCUAUUGUAGUUUCACUCAUGGAGGUUGACAAACCUGAUCAAUUUCCUAAUGCAGACUCAGUCCUGUCUAAAAAUGCAAGGUGGAAGGUUUUCUUUCAUGAUGGUCUCUCCAAAUUCAUUGCAAGAAUUAAAAGUGUGGAGAUUUGUGAGCAAGUUAUUUCAAUGUUAAGGAAGCUUUCAAGUGGUUGGCGUCAGCCUCAUAAAGGGAGAGAUCUUACUUUCAUGAAUGGGGUUUCUUCUCAACUGUUGGAGCAAUAUAAGAUUGAUGGAUCACUCUACCUUGUCUGGACUGUAGACAUUCUAGAGGAAAAUUCAUGCAUUUUCCAGGUUCUGAAGGUUUGGGAUGUUUUAUCUCUGUCUGAGAUACCAAACUUAGCGAAGCUUGUUGACAUCUUCUAUGGCAAAUAUACAGCGGAUCAGAUCAACCGAUGCAAGCUAAGAUGCACUGAAGGGAAUUUGCAGGUUCCGAUGACCUGGCCUGUUCAUUCAAAUGAACUCUCGAAAGACAACUCUGUGGAGUUAUUGUCUAUCCAGUUUGCUUCACUCAGUCGAAAAGUAGGUGUUCUGUCAACAUUGAGCAUGGAGAGAUUGACCAGGAGACGAGAGAAUGUGGUCAUCACUUCCCCUGGAUGCUCUUUCUACUUCUCACGUUUGGAAGUAGAACAGUUGGCUGUUCCUUCUGUCCCUGUUCCUUCUCCUUCCAAACCAGUUGAAAACAACCAAAAUUUCUGUCAUGGAGAAUCCAAUAUUAAAGCCUGUCGGGGCAAUUGUGAUUUUAUAUCUGAUAGAUACUCCAUAAUGGGUGGCGAAACAGUUGAUAGUGGCAUCUUGUGUGGCAGUUCCGUCGGAAGAUAG